ACAACAUAACAGGCAUUGAAGAGAUAGAAAGGGAGAGAGAGCAGAGAGACAAAAAUAAUGCCGAGCUGAGACGUAACCACGGUGAUGAUUACGGCAGUGUUUUUAUCUGUGGGUUUGAACACUCUGGUGAAAGCAAACCUGUCCAGUGGCAUGAGCAAUUUCGUUUUCGCUGCUUAUUCCAACCUCUUCGGAUUCUGUUUCCUGCUAACCGCAACAACCCUUCGUUACAGAAACAGAUCUCCCCCACCGCUCAAUAACUCCAUUGUCUUCAGAGCUUUUCUCCUUGGCUUCUUGGGUGUUUUCAUUCAAACGCUCUUUUAUAUUGGCCUUGGAUAUGGCUCCCCCACUCUCAGCUCAGCCACAGAAGAUCUCAUUCCAGCUUUCACUUUCAUAAUCGCCGUUGUUUUCAGGAUGGAAAAGCUGGACCUAAAACUAAGAAGCAGUCAAGCAAAAACCAUUGGGACUGUGGUCUCAAUUGCAGGGGCAUUAACGGUGACUUUAUACAAAGGUUUGCCUAUAACAACUCAUGUGAUGCGACACAACUUAUUUCUCUCAUCUCAACAAUCACAAUGGCUACUAGGAGGAUGUAUCCUAUCAACUGCUACCUUUACUGCUUCAGUCUUAAUUGUUAUUCAGGUAAAUAGCUUUAACUACCCAUUCAAACUAUAAUCUACAUUAAGAAUUUAUUUCUAACUAAACCCUAUACAUACAUACACUAGGCGAUAAUAAAAUG
Messenger RNA from Vigna umbellata (rice bean), 733 nucleotides. NCBI's taxonomy places the organism in Eukaryota, Viridiplantae, Streptophyta, Magnoliopsida, Fabales, Fabaceae. The record is from RefSeq and is a predicted model, not a curated record.